GUCAACUUCAUACCAUCACUAGUUAAUUAAUUUGAAAUUAGUAUGGAAGAAGUCAAUUCUCGACCUCAUGUAUUGUUACCCUUACAAACAUUUCUAGAUACUCAAACUAAAUUUAUAGAGCUGCUGAUUCCGGAAUUAAAACAGAGUGGAUCCGGAGUUAACUUGAAUAAUGUUAAACAAUUUGAUGAAUUAUUAACUCACCUUGAAACUUCAUUUGCGGCUAAUUUUGAAAGUUCAUAUGAUUCUCAAUAUUCUUAUACUAAUCUUCGAAUUCCUUCGGUAGAUAUUCUUCGAGUAAUAUUUACAUUAGCUUCAAGAUGUCCAAGUAGUAAUUGGACUGAUAAUACAACAUCAAUAGAUGGAUUACAAACUACCAAUGAACAAGUUAGAGCUUUAAAUGAAGAUUAUUUUAAUAGUAUUCAUAAACCUCCUUUACAAAAUAGAAGUAUUUGGUUACUUAAGACUUAUUUUAGUAUUAUUAGUCAUCAAAUAAAUUCAGAAGAUCCAAUAAUUAAAUUAUUAUACGAACGUAUAAUUGAAGUAUUACAAGAUUUUAUAGUAAGAAAUCGAUCAGUAAUUAGAUCUCCAGUGAGGAAUUCAAAUCCUACUAUUAGAAUAAGUAAGAAACUGCCAAUUACUCCUAGUAAGGGAGAUAUUUUAAGUUAUUUCAGUAGUAGUCCUACUGAACGAAAGAGUGUAACAAGGACAACAACUCCUAUAAAGAAAGAACAAGAAAACAAACAAGAUGAACAAAUAAGUGAUUCUGAAGAGACUAUACUGGAUUUAAAUAAUGAGAUCAUAGGAGCCAUAGAUAUGGAAAGAGAAUUAAGUAAAUUUCAAAGUUAUAAUAUGUCACCUCCUAAACCUUUAUCAAGAAAUUUACUACCUACAGGUGAGAAUCUGACAACUUCAGAAGCUCUUUUAAAUAGUAUAUCUAAGGAUAAUACAAAGUCCAAUAAUAGAAAUAGAGAUAAUACCUUAUCACCAUCUGUAUUUCCAAAUUGGCAUACAAUACGAGUAUUUGAUGAUAAUAUCUUAAGUAUGAAACUAAAUCCUCGAUUGAAUAGACAAUUUAAUUUAUGGCAAUUAGUUAAUUGGACAUUUUAUUGUGCCCAAAGAUCUACUGAGUUACAAAGGCAAACUCCAAACUCAAACUAUUCAUCAUUUCAUAUUAUUUAUACGGCCCAUCGAGAUAUAAUAGAUAUGAUAUUUGAUGUUUUAUCAUUGAACUUUCAUAGAAUUAUUGAAACGGCUACUUGGGUUCAGAAAUUUAAAGGUAGUAAUACAUUACCUAAGAUGGUUGAUGAAUCAGAUGAAAUCUUAUUUCUGAAGCUUAUGACUCAAUUGGGUGCUUCACAAAGAGAUUGGUAUGAUAGAGCAAUUGAAUAUGUAUUUAAUGGAUUAGGAUCUAGAAGUAAAGAACCUCCUAGAUCAUGUUAUGAUCGAGAAAAGGGAUUAAUUACUCAUGAUCAUUCUAUGAAAGAGAAGUUUCAGAAUUAUAAUUUUGGUGAUCUUUAUGAAUCGAAUGAUAAUUAUAACUCGAUGAAGUCAAGAUUUAAAAUCUGUUGUCAGUUAUAUUAUUGGUCAACUUUCUUUCUGGAUAUAAAUGAAUCCACCUUGUUUGAACCUUUAAGUAAGAGAGAAUUACUUACUCAAUUAGAAUUUAAAUUCACAGCAAUUGAUUAUCAUUAUUUAAUAAAAUUUUAUUGUUCCUUCAAACUGGUUGAUUCUAUUGUUCCUAUAGAUAUCAGACAUUCAUUUUUAGAAGAACUUAGUAAUGUUUUAAUAUUAGAAAUUACUAAAACUGUUGAAGAAGAUGCAUUUAUUAUUGGUAAUGAAGGUGGUGGACAAAUUGAUAAUAUAUUAAAAUUUUUAAAUGCCAUUAAUGAUGAAUAUAUAUGGUCAGCAGUUGUAGAGGAUGAGACUUAUACAUCAUAUGAAUCAUUUAUUCAACAAUGGAUAAAGGUUAAUUUCUUAUUUGAAUGGUUAAUUAAUGAAGCAUUUGAAAAGUAUUCAGUAAUAAUUACAAGUAAUUCAUUAAGUUCUCGACAAGUUUAUACAUCCUUAAGUGCAGUGCAUAUCAAAUGUAAAGAAGUAGAUAAAUUUAGAAUUCACUUAUUUGAAAAGUUUUUGAAUUAUCAUCACACCAAUCAGGAAAAUUUAAUAUUAAGUAAACAACAAAUUGACAUUGAAAAGAAGAAAGUUUACAUUAAUAAAUUCCAAGAUAUCUUUUCUAAUUGGUUUCAUAAAUAUUUUGAAGCGAUAGACUAGAUGAUAUAUUUUAUUAUUUAUUUAUUUAUAUUCUUUUCUUGUAUAUACUGU
Scheffersomyces amazonensis is the source of this 2322-nucleotide messenger RNA. RefSeq lists its product as uncharacterized. The record is from RefSeq and is a predicted model, not a curated record. The coding region runs from base 43 to 2271 and encodes 742 amino acids. The transcript has a single exon. NCBI's taxonomy places the organism in Eukaryota, Fungi, Ascomycota, Pichiomycetes, Serinales, Debaryomycetaceae.